Chanos chanos (milkfish) is the source of this 974-nucleotide messenger RNA. It is a transcript of the gene tmem150b, whose product is annotated as transmembrane protein 150B. Gene Ontology annotation, cellular component: plasma membrane. Lineage: Eukaryota; Metazoa; Chordata; Actinopteri; Gonorynchiformes; Chanidae. The record is from RefSeq and is a predicted model, not a curated record. The transcript is spliced from 7 exons. Bases 120 to 815 code for a protein of 231 amino acids.
GGAGCCUUGUCAACCUCUUCUGGGUAAUCAACGGCAGUCAUUUAUGCGUCCCCUGUGCCGCGGCCUCACACACACGCCACAGUCUCACACACACGCCACGGCAAUCUGAUUGGUUAAUAAUGUGGAUGUGGGCGUUUCUCCCCGUCUCCCUGGCACUGGUUGGUACGCUGGGGGUCUGGACAGUGUUUGGUAUAGCUGUAUCAAAUCAGUCAGUCAAUCUGACAGUUGAAUUUCCAUAUAUCAGUACCUGUGGCUCCUACACACCACAGAGCUGCCUGUUCUCCCAGAUCUGUAACGUGUGCAGUUUCCUCGUUCUGUGGGUGGUGUGUGUCCGGUAUCAGCAGGUGGUAGACUUGGGUGGUGCUUCUCGUGUAAACACGGCGAGUUUGGUGUUUGGUUUCAUCUCUUCCAUUGGAAUCUCCAUCCUUGGAAACUUCCAGCAAUCAGUGGAGAGAAUUGCUCAUUUGUUAGGAGCAUUCCUGGCCUUUUUUAUGGGUACGCUUUAUUUCUGGAUGCAGGCGUGGAUCACCUACAAGGCAGAGCCGUCCAGUGACCGCAGGUGGACGGGACCUGUACGUAUUGUGCUCUGCAGCGUGUGUAGCAUCCUGGUCAUCAGCAUGACUGUUCUCCAUAACAUUGGGUUUCGUUCUGCAGCAGCUCUGUGUGAAUGGGCUUUGGUUAUGGGGUUUUUUCUCCUGUUUGCCGUUUUUGCUGCUGAGUUCCGUCAUAUUGACUGUCAUCGCCUCACCGUACAGAAAAACACAUUCAACAAAAACUAUGGCAACAGUGUGUUUGGAUUGCAGCCUGUUGCCUAGUGACAAGACACUGUGUUCAGGGUCCACGCAAAGUAAGAACCGCGUGGAGGUUGUUCUUGAUCAUACAGAUGAAGAGAGGAACACACGUAUGACUGAUAAAGGGAAGCUCACCUUUUUGCAAUCAAACCCACAGUAAGACUAACGUUAGGCUCAGGGUUC